Fusarium coffeatum is the source of this 1491-nucleotide messenger RNA. RefSeq lists its product as uncharacterized. Gene Ontology annotation, molecular function: dipeptide transmembrane transporter activity; allantoate transmembrane transporter activity. Gene Ontology annotation, cellular component: plasma membrane. Bases 1 to 1491 code for a protein of 496 amino acids. Gene Ontology annotation, biological process: tripeptide transport; dipeptide transport; allantoate transport. The record is from RefSeq and is a predicted model, not a curated record. The transcript is spliced from 6 exons. Lineage: Eukaryota; Fungi; Ascomycota; Sordariomycetes; Hypocreales; Nectriaceae.
AUGACGGAACACAAGCCUGAACUUCCCACUCAAGAUCCCGACACCAAGAUGGGCGAGACAUUGAGUCUCCAAGGCUCAAUGCAAGUCGCAGAAGAAGGCGUCGACAAUAGAAUGGCUAAACGAAAGCUCCUACGACGAAUCGACUUCUGCCUUAUGCCACUCCUCCUUGUAUCAUACACCCUGCAGUUCCUCGACAAGCAAUCCCUCAACUUUGCCUCCAUCAUGGGCAUAAUCGACGACCUAGACCUCGUCGGCUCCCGAUACAGCUGGUGCAGCAGCGCCUUUUACUUCGGUUAUCUGGCCUUCAGCUAUCCCGCCUCCUUUCUAAUGGUCCGACUUCCUCUAGGAAAGUACCUCGCUGGUUCAAGUCUUGCAUGGGCGAUCGUUCUCUGCUGUCAUGCAGCCGUUCAGAACUUUCCGGGUCUUCUUGUAGCGCGUUUCUUUCUUGGUGUAGCUGAAGCUUCUAUUUCGCCUGGUUUUUCGCUUAUCACGGGCAUGUGGUAUACGAGAGAGGAACAGCCGUUUAGACAUGGAAUUUGGUUUUUGGGAAAUGCUAUUGCUACUAUGAUGGGGGGUCUGUUGGCUUAUGGUAUUGCGCAAAUUGGAGGUCCUUUCGCUGCUUGGAGGUGGCUCUUCAUCAUCUUCGGUCUCAUCACUCUCAUCUGGGCCAUCGUCCUACUUAUCUUCCUCCCCGACACACCCAACAGCGCCCGCUUCCUCUCCGAGCAACAACGUAUCGACGCCGUGGACCGAAUCCGAAUUAACCAGACCGGCAUGAAGAGCAAUAGCUGGAAGUGGGAUCAAGUUCGAGAAGUCGUUACUGAUCCUAAUGUUUUGCUUCUGAUGCUAUUUCAAAUCACUUUUAGCAUUCCCAAUGGCGCACACACGACAUUCAGCAGUCUUGUCAUGGCUGGGUUCGGAUUUAAUAGACUUGAAGUCUAUCUUCUUAACAUGCCCAUGGGCGCGAUCCUUGCGUUCUUCGCACUUGGAUCGACGUAUCUGUGCAGUCGCUUCGAUGGGUAUAGAACCAUCAUCGGUGCCUGCCUCAGUCUGAUCAGUUUGACUGGGUCACUUCUUGUCCGCUACGGUCCCAACCAGGGAAGUCAACUCUUCGGCCUUUGGGUAUUUGUCGCUUUUGCAGCUGGUUUCCCUAUCGCUUUGUCCAUGAUCGCUUCCAAUGUCGCUGGCUUUACUAAGAAGAGUGUUGCUUCGGCUAUGAUGUUUAUGGCUUAUACUGCUGGUAAUAUCAUCGGCCCGUUCCUGUUCUUUCCAUCUGAAGCGCCUGAAUACUCGAGCGGCUUUUUGGCGACGACCAUUUGCUUCGGCAUUUCUACACUGACCAUGCUUGCUCUGCGUUUCACGAUCAUCCGCGAGAACAAGCGUCGUGAUAAACUUCAGCAGAACAGCGCCGUCGUCCAGGAUGAUGGAGAUCAUCUUGAGAUCUCCGAUAUCACUGAUAGGAAGAACCUUAACUUCCGCUAUGUCUAUUAA